AUGUUGACCAAGAAGGUACCUGUUUUAAGUGAUAUUGUGGUUUUUGGGUCACCGUGCACUGUGCACCAGGACGCGAAGAACAAGUCACUAGGAGCUCGUGGCAAGCAAGGCGUGAUCAUAGGCAAGAGCGAUGAAGUGAAAGGGUACCGUGUGUACAUUCCAAGGGACAAGGUCGUGGUCGUAACUCAACAUGUUAAGAACGUUGAAACCCUUACGAAGGAACAAAACGAUCAACUACGGCGCGUGCAUCUGAAGGAGAUUGAUGAAGUUGCGUGCGAUGGCUCGACGCAGAAAGAGAAGACGCAAGCGACUGUUCAUGAUGAGAUGAGAAGAAACCACUCGAAAGUUGGUGGCUGGACGCGAGAGGCGCAUAUGACGAGGGCGACUUCGAGAAAGUCACGCGAAGACAAUGCAGAACAAAAAGAGGAGGAGGUUUCGGAUGUGGUGAAUGUCAUUCGUGAGAGCGACCCAAAAUCCUACGGUCAGGCCAUGAAGAGCGGCUUAAAAGAUAAGUGGGUGGCAGCAAUGGAUGAGGAGCUGCGAGCUUUGGAAGACAACGAUGUGUGGAAGGUGGAAGUGCCGCCCAAGGGAAGCCAUGUCCUACACACCAAAUGGGUGUUCAAAACCAAGUUGAACGCAGAGGGAGAGAUCGAUCGUUUCAAAGCGAGGCUUGUGGCAUGCGGGAACGAGCAGGUCUACGGUGUCGACUACGGGUUGACGUUUGCUGCGGUGAUGGAAUUGAGCACGGUGAAGGUCAUACUGGUACUUGCCCUACGUUGGGGAGUACCAGCAAGACAUGGUGACAUACCUAACGCCUACGUGAAGGCGAACAAAGAGGAACACUUGGAGAUUUUUCUUGCCAUACCUCAAGGCAUGACUGUACCUGAUGUGAUUUUGAAGCAAUUUGGAACACAAGGCAGCGACAAACUGGCGCUCAGGCUUAAAAAGUCGCUUUACGGCCUUAAACAGGCGGGUCGUCUUUGGAGCAAAUUGCUGGACACGAAACUGGUCGAGGCUGGUUUUAGUCGAUGCAUGUCUGACGCAUGUCUGUAUUUCAGACACGACGGAGGCGAGCUGACAAUUGUCGGGGUAUAUGUUGAUGAUUUGUUGGUGACAGCGACAAGUCAGGACAAGGUGGAAGAAUUCUUUUAA
Molecule: messenger RNA, 1152 nt
Organism: Peronospora matthiolae
Lineage: Eukaryota; Oomycota; Peronosporomycetes; Peronosporales; Peronosporaceae
Source: the annotation of a GenBank genome assembly